AUGAUAUUGCCGAGUGUGUGCAUCAAGGUACCAGUGUUCUUCUGCUAUCGUGAUACCCGAGAUGGAGGUGAAGAGAUUGUUGGUGGCAUUCUGGCAAUGCCCAAGACGCGUUCCUAUGUUGAUGAGCUAUUCCAAUCCGCAGAAGAAGAGCAUAAUACCAAAUAUGGUACAUAUUUAAAGAUGUUGGCAACUCUACACCAGCAGGCGGAUAUUUGUAGGCGUUAUAAUGUUGAUGAGCUGUUUUUCACUUUAAUGGGAAAUGUCAUACCGUCAUUGCGUGCUCAAAAUGUUGGCAAACGUUUGCUGGAUGAAUCCGUUACCUUGGCAACGGAAAGGAGAUUUAAAGUCUACACGGUGGAUUGUACAAGUAACUAUUCGGAUCGAGUAUGCAGCGAACAUAUGCGUAUGCAUAAAUUGGUUUCAUUGAAAUAUAAGGAUUUUGUGGAUGAGCGAGGAAGACCUUAUUUUGUGAUUCCUGAACCCCAUCAAGGGGUUAAUACCUAUGCUGCAACUUUGCCAUGGCCUAUAAAAGCUUUUCGGGAAUAUAAAUGUUAG
Musca vetustissima is the source of this 555-nucleotide messenger RNA. RefSeq lists its product as uncharacterized. Bases 1 to 555 code for a protein of 184 amino acids. NCBI's taxonomy places the organism in Eukaryota, Metazoa, Arthropoda, Insecta, Diptera, Muscidae. The record is from RefSeq and is a predicted model, not a curated record. The transcript has a single exon.